Ctenopharyngodon idella (grass carp) is the source of this 2042-nucleotide messenger RNA. It is a transcript of the gene pstpip1b, whose product is annotated as proline-serine-threonine phosphatase interacting protein 1b. Gene Ontology annotation, biological process: actin filament polymerization. The coding region runs from base 207 to 1442 and encodes 411 amino acids. Gene Ontology annotation, molecular function: actin filament binding. The record is from RefSeq and is a predicted model, not a curated record. The transcript has 15 exons. NCBI's taxonomy places the organism in Eukaryota, Metazoa, Chordata, Actinopteri, Cypriniformes, Xenocyprididae. Gene Ontology annotation, cellular component: actin filament; plasma membrane; cytoplasm.
UUUCAAAGAGCAUAAGACGUCAAGAGAUCAAAGUUGCCCAGCCGAAAGCGACACGCAGUUUCUUCCUCAUUUCAAACUUUUCAUUUGACUGUUGCCUCUGUAGAGUGUGUUUCUUCAACUUUGACAACAUCUUUAAUGUAAUCUGUCUCAGCGGGGUUUGUAGAUAGGUGUUAAGGAGAGACACUUUUGAGGACUAAACAUUUAAGAUGGCUUUACUGUUCUGCGAUUCCUUUUGGGGUACAGACUUUAUGGACCAGUCGGGUUAUGAGGCCAUAUUGCAGAGGUUACAUGAUGGCAGACACAUGUGCAAAGAUGUAGAAGACCUGAUGAAAAUGAGAGCGCUAGCGGAAGAGAAGUAUGGACGAGAUCUGGUGGCAAUUGCUCGGAAGGCAGAAGGUCAAACUGAAAUUGGAACAUUGAAGGCAUCGUUUGACAAGUUAAAAACAGAGAUUGAGAAGGCAGGAAACCUGCACAUCCAACUAUCUGAAAGGAUAAAGGAGGAAGUUCAGAAAAUAGAGGUGUUUCGAGAACACCAGAGGGAACAGAGAAAAAAGCUUGAAGAGAUUAUAGAAAAACUUCAGAAGCCUAAGAUGGUGUUGCACAAAAAGACCAUGGAGUCAAAGAGGUUAUAUGAGCAGAGGUGUAAGGAGGCUGAUGAAGCUGAGCAAGCAGUGGGGAAGAAGACAAAUGUGAACACAUCCACCCACCGGCAAUCAGAAAAGGUGAUGAACAGGGCCCGGUUAUGCAGGCAAGCAGCAAACCUGGCAGAAAAGCAAUACAGAUGGAAUGUUGAUCAGCUAGAGAAAACUUGCCAGGACUGGGAGAGCACAUACAGGAGCGCGUGCGAGGUGUUUCAGCAGCAGGAGUCUGAACGCAUUAAUAUCUUGCGCUGUGUUUUAUGGGAUCAUUGCAAUCUGCUUUCUGUGCAGUGCGUCCGGGAUGAUGAUUGCUAUGAGGAAGUACGGAAGAUUCUAGAGCAGUGCGACAUUAUCACUGACAACAACUGUUUCAUUAAGAUGAAAAAGACUGGCUGUCGACCCCCAGCUCCCAUUGAGUUUCAGUGUUACUCUGACGUGGACACUAAUGGAGGAGUCGGGAGGGUUGAAAUGAACAGAUUAUCUGUCAUGCUUCCAGGGAUGUCUUUUAGUGGGUGCCCUGAAGCCGGGAGUAAUUUGGGUGGAACAUACACACCGGCUCAACAAAAGGGAGGAGUAAUUGAGGAAAAGUACAUGGUGUUAUAUGAUUUUAAAGCUCAGGAAGGUGAUGAGCUGUCUGUCAGUAAAGGACAAGUUGUCACAAUAACUGAGCAAGGCGAGGAUGGGUGGUGGAGAGCGUGGAGGGAUGGAAUAUCUGGGCUGGUCCCUGGAACGUACUUGACCAAAAUCUCACCACACAGUACACGUCUCGCUGCUGCUCAUCCUGAAAGUAAUCCCAUCAAAUAGAAUUUAGUAGUCAUUACACUAAGUCUAACUAAGGUUCUUUGUCAAUUAGUUCAGCCUACAAGUUGAUGUAGAAUUAAUACAUUAACGUGUACUAGCAGCAUGAAAGAUUAGCUUUCUUGACAGGCAUCUUUAGGAUUUUUUUUUUUUUUUUACGAUAAAAAAAUGAAUAUUAUGAAUAAUGGAAAAGUUAUUCUGCUUGUAUAAUGAUUAUAUGAGGUUUAAUCUAGUUUUUUAUGGUUUGUAGUUUGAAAAAAUAUAAAAAAAUAUUGUAUUGAUUUAGAAUUAUGAAUUCUAAAGAUUUAUUCUUUUUUUUAAAAAUACACCUGUUUAAUAUAUGUAUACUGUAAUAUAUGUAUACAUUUUGUAUUAUCAAUUUUGUAAUGUUAUUGCUAUAAUUUAUCAUGGCCUAUUUGUCUGGUAUACUGUAUACUAAUCCAUUCAAAAAUACCUAUGUGCCCUGUGUUGCAUGCUAAAAUGUAAAGAAAAGUGAUUUGCAUUCAAGUCCUCUCAAAAAAAGGACACGCAAUAUCCAAAUGCCUUAGCAAAGCAUAAAGACAUUCAGCUGAAGACAUAUCUGUAAUAAAAUCAGAAGUAUCCUGA